AUGAAGACCAGCAUCCUGCUUAUGUCCCUUUGGGGGCUGUCCUGUGCUCUUCCAGUAACCAGGCAUCAACAUACUGACUCUGAGAGCUCUGAAGAAUGGAAGGGUCAUUUGGCUCAGACACAAACACCACCUUUGGAGAGCAGUGAGUCAUCAGAAGAAAGUAAAGUUAGCUCAGAGGAGCAGGUAAAUGAAGACCCCAGUGACAGUGCCGAAUCAGAGGAAGGCCUGGGCCUUCAUGAUCAUCCAUAUGUUCAUGGGUCAGCUGGUGGCCUCUCUAGGAAUGGAGGAAAGGAAGGCGAUGAUAAAGAUGAUGAUGAAGAUGACAGUGGAGAUGACACCUUUGGUGAUGAUGACAAUGGCCCAGGACCUGAAGAGAGACAAGGAGGAAACUCCAGACUCAGAAGCGAUGAAGACUCAGCUGACACCACACAAUCCAGGGAAGACAGUGCCCCAGAUACCACCAGUGAGAGCAGGGACCUUGGCAAAGAGAGCGAGAGUGAGGAGCACUGGGUGGGAGGCGGCAGUGAGGGAGACAGCAGCCACGGGGAUGGCUCUGAGUUUGAUGAUGAAGGGAUGCAGAGCGAUGAUCCAGACACCAUCAGGAGUGAGAGAAGCCACUCCAGAAUGAACAGCGCCAGUGUCCGAUCAAAAGAAUCAAAAGGGAACAGUGACGAGCAAGCAAGCACUCAGGAUUCAGGGGAGAGCCGAUCAGGGGAGAAUCCCGCUAGGAAAAGUUUCAGGAAGUCCCGCAUUUCUGUGGAAGAUGACACGGGUGAUCUUGGUAAUAGCAACACAAUGGAAGACGUCAUGAGUGACUCCGCAGAGGACACCAAGUCCAAAGAAGCUGGCCUCAGCCAAUCCAGGGAAAACAGCAAGAGUGAAUCUCAAGAAGACAGUGAGGAGAAUCAGUCCCAAGAAGACAGUCAAAAUGGACAAGACACCAGUAGUGAAUCUAGUCAAGAGGUUGACCUGCCAUCUCAAGAAACCAGUAGUGAAUCUCAGGAAGAGGUAAUGAGUAAGUCCAGGGGUGACAACCCAGAUAAUACCUCCAGUCACUCAGAAGAACUUCAGGAAGAUAGUGAGUCCAGUGAGGAGGACAGCUUGAGUACGCCCUCCAGUUCAGACAGCAAAUCCAGGGAGGAGCAAGCUGACAGUGAAUCCAAUGAGAGCCUCAAAUACUCCGAGGAAAGCCCCGAGUCCGCUGAGGACGAGAACAGCUCUAGCCAGGAGGGCCUCCAGUCUGACAGGGCCUCCACGGAGAGCCAGAGCGAGGAAAGCCAGUCUGAGCAGGACAGCCCGUCUGAGGAAGACAAUGACAGUGAUUCUCAGGACAGCAGCAAAUCACAAGAAGAUAGCAACUCUACUGAGAGCAAAUCAAGCAGUGAGGAAGAUGGCCAGUCAAAAAACACUGAGAUAGAAAGCAGAAAAUUAACAGUCGAUGCUUAUCACAACAAACCCAUCGGGGAUCAAGACGACAAUGACUGCCAAGAUGGUUAUUAG
Messenger RNA from Molossus molossus (Pallas's mastiff bat), 1500 nucleotides. RefSeq names its product dentin matrix acidic phosphoprotein 1 (gene DMP1). The coding region runs from base 1 to 1500 and encodes 499 amino acids. Gene Ontology annotation, cellular component: extracellular matrix. The transcript has 5 exons. The record is from RefSeq and is a predicted model, not a curated record. Gene Ontology annotation, biological process: cell adhesion; ossification; extracellular matrix organization. Gene Ontology annotation, molecular function: extracellular matrix binding. NCBI's taxonomy places the organism in Eukaryota, Metazoa, Chordata, Mammalia, Chiroptera, Molossidae.